This is a messenger RNA of Knipowitschia caucasica, 867 nucleotides long. Lineage: Eukaryota; Metazoa; Chordata; Actinopteri; Gobiiformes; Gobiidae. The record is from the annotation of a GenBank genome assembly.
AUGAUGUCUUACAUUAAACAACCUCAUUACUCUGUGAACGGGUUAACGCUGUCGGGCCCGGGCAUGGAUCUGCUGCACUCCGCUGUGGGAUACCCGAACACUCCGCGUAAACAACGUCGGGAGCGCACCACGUUCACGCGCGCGCAGCUCGACAUCCUCGAGGCGCUGUUUUCCAAAACGCGGUACCCGGACAUCUUCAUGAGGGAAGAGGUGGCCCUGAAAAUCAACCUGCCCGAGUCCAGAGUCCAGGUGUGGUUUAAGAAUCGUCGUGCCAAAUGCCGCCAGCAGCAGCAGCAGAGCACAGGACAGGCCAAACCUCGACCUCCAAAGAAGAAGUCUUCUCCAGCCCGAGAGGCCAACGCUGAGAUCAACCAGACCAACUACAGCCCCCCUCCUCCACCCCCUGGCACUGCCAUCACCCCCAGUGCCAGCUCAGCCAGUGCCACCGUGUCCAUCUGGAGUCCAGCCUCCAUCUCUCCUCUGCCAGACCCUCUGUCUGCCUCCACCACCCCCUGCAUGCAGCGCACCAGCGCCUACCCCAUGACCUACAGCCAGGCCCCCGCCUACAGCCAGAGCUACGCCGGCUCCUCCUCAUACUUCACGGGCCUGGACUGCAGCUCCUACCUCUCGCCCAUGCACCCUCAGCUGUCGGCCACCGGGGGGGCCCUCAGCCCCAUCACCUCCUCCAUGGGGGGCCUGAGCCAGUCCCCGUCCCUCUCCUCACAGGGCUACACCGCAGCCUCUCUGGGCUUCGGGGCCGUGGACUGUCUGGACUACAAGGAUCAGUCGGCAUGGAAACUCAACUUCAAUGCCACUGACUGUUUGGACUACAAGGACCAGAACUCCUGGAAGUUCCAGGUUUUGUAA